Molecule: messenger RNA, 1036 nt
Organism: Coccinella septempunctata (seven-spotted ladybird)
Lineage: Eukaryota; Metazoa; Arthropoda; Insecta; Coleoptera; Coccinellidae
Exons: 5
Coding region: 62-883 (273 amino acids)
Biological process (GO): heme export
Cellular component (GO): membrane
Molecular function (GO): heme binding; heme transmembrane transporter activity
Source: RefSeq, a predicted model, not a curated record
CAUCGGUAUUAAUUUUUUUCGAUUUUCAGGUAUAGCAGUAGGUGCAGCUAUUCCCACCUUGAUGGUUGAGAAUGGUGAUAAAGAUCAAGUCAAGAAGGAAUUGUAUCAAAUGUUCAUCCUUCAAAUAAUUCUGUCUGUUGCUGCUCUAGUUAUCGUAAUAUUAUUUUUCAGGUCGAAGCCACCUUCUCCUCCAAGUGCAUCACAGGCCUUACUUUCUUCAACUGAAAAUAAUGAGAAUAUAUCUUUCUGGACGUCAUUGAAGAGUUUUGCCAGGAACAGGGACUUCAUGUUAGUGCUCCUUUCAUUUGGUAUCAAUUAUGGUUUAUGGAAUAGUUUUGGCGUUUUGUUCAACCAAAUAUAUACAAAUUUUUUUCCAAAUGCAGACAAUGACUCAGACCUAGGAAUACUGACUUCUGCCACUGUUCUAUUAGGAGGUUGUUGUGGAAGUGUAAUUUUCGGAUAUCUAUUGGAUAAAACCCACAAAUUCAAAUUGGUCUCCUUCCUGGUGCUAUUCGCUAAUCUUCUGGCAACUAUAGCUCAAGCCAUAACACUUCUAUGCAAAAGUAGAAUAGGGACUUUCAUAGCCGUUCCAAUAAACGGGUUCUUCAGUGGAAGUUUGAUGGUGAUUAGUUACGAAUAUGCCAUUGAAACAACCUAUCCCACACCCGAAGCUUUCGGGGCUUCUGUGCUGAAUGUAGUUGUCUAUAUUUUUGCAAUAAUAUUUAUAGUUACUCUGAACUUUGUAUUUGAAAGUGCUGGAUACCUGGUUGGCUUCAUAAUCAUCGUGAUUCUAACAGCAAUUGGCACCUUCUCAAUUCUUUUAGUUUCUCCGGAACUGAAGCGGCGUAACGCUAAUUUAUUGUUGAACGGAGAUCAACAAUAGUUACGUCCAAUGAACGUAUUCUGAAAACAAUAGAAAUAAUUUGGCAGAGUUUUAGUUGAAUAAGCUCAAACUGUGAUAUGGAAAAAAAUGAAAUGUGUCAUAUUUAGAUUUUUUUUCGAAGCAUUGUAUGUGUAAUAUAUUGCUUGGACUGAA